This is a messenger RNA of Rotaria sp. Silwood2, 1308 nucleotides long. NCBI's taxonomy places the organism in Eukaryota, Metazoa, Rotifera, Eurotatoria, Philodinida, Philodinidae. The record is from the annotation of a GenBank genome assembly.
AUGUUGGUCUUAUUGUUAUCAACUAUUUUCACUCUACUGCUAUCAACUUCUGCUAAAGAGUGUUUAUCACGAUCAUCUACUGAACAGUCUCUUCUCGAUGCUCACGUUCCCGGAGCAGCUAUCAUGGUCGUGAAUCACACCGAUAUUCUGUAUCAAGAAGCAUUUGGUCAUCGAUCUCUUUCACCGGUGCGCAUGAUGGAUGUGGACACGUCAAUCUUUGUUCUUGCUUCCAUAUCAAAACCGUUCGUUGCUGUUGCUGUGAUGCAACUAGUUGAAGCAAACAAACUCGAUCUCGAUGCUGAUAUCAAUCCAUAUCUAUUAUCAUCAUCAUUAUCAUCAUUAAAUCAUCGUAUCUUUCAUCCACAAUAUCCUUCUCAUCCGAUCACUCUUCGCCAACUACUAUCUCAUUCAGCAUCGAUCGGUACUAAUAAAGAAGCAUAUGACACUUUCAUGCAAAUCGGUGAUACUGCAUUGACAAAAAUAUCAUUGGCCGAUGCCUGCUACACAUAUCUUGAUAACUCAUCAAAUUGGUUGCCACUCCCACCAGGUACGGUGUCAUUCUACUCGGAUGUUGGUAAUGGUCUGGCUGGAUUAGUGGUCGAACGAGUAUCACAAAUGCCGUUUGAACACUAUGUUCGAGAGAACAUACUGAAACCAUUGAAUAUUGAUACGAAAAAAGCUGGAUAUCGCCUGUCUGACAUAGAUAAUCACGACGAAUUAGUAAAGCAUCAUGUAUUCAAAGCUUCGUUUCUCGAACAAUGGGAUCGAGAACUACCACAACUGAACAUCAAACAGGUAAACUAUACAACAAUAAGUCUCAAAAACCUAUUAGAUUCUUUUCAGAGUAAUCUAUCUAAUUGGGUUGAUAUUCCAUUUUAUAGUGUAAGUAUUUAUCCAGCAGGUCUGUUGCGGAUGUCAGCAAAAUCUCUGUCUUUAUUUCUUCGAAUGCUCAUGAGAAAUGGAUAUCCAUUAUUACAUUCUCAUUCGAUUGCCGAGAUGCGACGAAUAGUCGACGGUGUUAUUCCAUAUCAAAGUACAAACUCUACUAAUAGUACUGAGCUGCCGGAUCGAGUGCUGAGUUUUGGUCUCGGGUUGAUUUGGGAAGAGCAGCGUGAUGGUCGUCGAUUUAUUGGUCAUACCGGAGGGAUGCCAGCUGCAACACAUUCAAUGGUUAUUAAUGAACAGGGUAAUAUUGGUGUCAUUUUUCUUACCAAUGGCGAUGUCUCUGCUAAUAAUGAGGAUUCAAUUAAGAUGAUGCAUGCAUGGAAUACGAUUCGAAUAUCAUUAUUCAAUUGCUUUGAAAUUUGA